ACAGACAACGGCGUCAAUCGGCAUCAGCGAAAUAUUCUGCUCUAGUAGUUUAGGGUUCUGUUAUUUUUAUUGUUAUUCUACGAAAGUAGUGUUUCAAAUCGUAUCAUAGGAGACUUCCUGAUUUAUUAAGCGAAACAAGUGUCUUUGAAGCACCAAAGAUGCUUCGAAGAGGAGGGAAAAGAAUCAGGAUGGAUGAUCCUCCUGAAGAUUAUGAACCACCUUUUACACCAUACUCGAUACAACCACAGACCCCCAUGGAUCAGCAAAGCAGCACAUUUGGUGGGCAAUAUGGACAGUACAAUGAUAAUGGUUCCAUGCAUUAUGAUUCUGGACCUAAUUCCAACUUGGACUAUGACCAAAAUGUUGGUCAAGUGCAACAGAAUAUGAAUGCAUUUCAUUCCAGUCAUCUGGAAGAAACAACCACAGCAAGUUUACCUGGUGGGCGUGGGCGCUUGACUCGCAGUUCUAGAGGCCGCAGACAUACAGUUGUUACAAACCCUCAGAGAGUAAUAUCUAGUCCAGAAGACACUCCUGUACCAACACCAAGUCCUGCCCCUCGACGAAGAGGACGCCCUAGGAAAAAUCCUGUUUUGGAGCACUCCUCAGUUGAUGAUGAAAGUACCCUGUUUUCCAUCAUCAGAUCUGGCAAAAGUUCUUUACAGCAAAUUGUAGAUGAAUGGAUCGAGCAGUACAAAGCUGACCGCGAUUCAGGCUUGCGUGCCAUAAUGCAGUUUUUUAUCAGCGCUUCAGGUUGUAAAGGAAAAAUAACAUCUCAAAUGCAGAGUAGUAUGGAACACGCAGCUAUUAUCCGCCGAAUGACUGAAGAAUUUGACGAGGAAAGUGGAGAAUAUCCAAUGAUUAUGUCUGGUCCUCAGUGGAAGAAGUUUCGAAGCAAUUUUUGCGAUUUUGUGCAGACUCUUGUGAAGCAGUGUCAAUACUCUAUCAUUUACGAUCAAUACCUGAUGGACAAUGUAAUCUCCCUUUUAACCGGCUUAUCUGAUUCGCAAGUUCGAGCAUUUCGCCAUACUGCAACUUUAGCGGCGAUGAAAUUAAUGACUGCGUUAGUUGAUGUGGCUUUAACGGUGUCGAUCCAUCUUGAUAAUACUUCUCGUCAGUAUGAAGCUGAAAGGCAAAAAACUCGAGAUAAACGAGCCAGUGAUCGUCUCGAAGCUUUACUUGCCAAGCAUCAAGAACUGGAAGAAAAUAUGGAUGAAAUUAAGAAUAUGCUAACCUACACGUUCAAGUCGGUCUUUGUUCAUCGCUACCGAGAUAUUGUUCCAGAGAUUCGAGCCAUUUGCAUGGCAGAAAUCGGGAUUUGGAUGAAAAGGUUUCCACAAAAUUUCCUUGAUGAUUCGUAUCUGAAAUAUAUCGGGUGGACACUUCAUGACAAAGUCGGCGAUGUUCGCCUGAAAUGUCUGCAGGCACUUCAACCACUCUAUGCAUCAGAAGAACUUAAAGGCAAGUUGGAACUGUUUACCAGCAAAUUUAAGGAUCGUGUCGUUUCAAUGACAUUGGACAAAGAAUAUGACGUAGCAGUUCAAGCAGUUCGUUUAAUUAUCAGCAUUCACAAGUAUCAUCGAGAAAUAUUGUCCGACAAGGACUGUGAAGCUGUUUACGAGCUAGUUUUCUCCUCUCAUCGUGCUGUUGCUCAAGCUGCUGGCGAGUUUCUGAAUGAACGGCUUUUUACACUUGACGAUACCACUCCUCCGGCUCUUCGCACUCAUCGUGGAAAAAAGAGAUUACCUAACACGCCUCUUAUUCGCGAUUUGGUUCAGUUUUUCAUCGAAUCAGAGUUACAUGAGCACGGAGCAUAUUUAGUUGAUUCUUUGAUUGAUUCUAAUGAAAUGAUGAAAGACUGGGAGUGCAUGACAGAUUUGUUGAUGGAGGACCCUGGACCAGGAGAAGAAUCACUAGAUGACCGACAAGAAACUAGUUUGAUUGAAUUGAUGACAUGUUGUAUUAAACAAGCGGCAACGGGAGAACCCCCUGUCGGACGAGGGCCCACCAGAAAAAUUACCACCGCAAAAGAAACAAAACAAGCUCAAGAUGAUCGUGUACGGCUCACCGAACAUUACAUACAAACCCUUCCUCUGUUACUCGGUAAAUACAUUGCGGAUCCAGAAAAGGUGGCAAACCUUCUCUUAAUCCCUCAAUAUUUCGAUAUGGAAAUCUAUACUACCUCACGGCAAGAAAAGAACUUAGAAACACUAUUACGAUUAAUGCAAAAUGUGGUUGAAAGGCACACUGAAACUGAAGUACUUGAAAACUGUGCCAAAACACUGGAAAUUUUAUGUACUGAAGACCAUGCAAUCUAUUCCCGUUGUGACGUAAUACGGAGCACUUUAGUCGAUCGAUUGGUUAACAAACUACGUGAAGUUUUUGACGAACACGAAACGCUGAUUGCCGGUGAUGAGGAACCCAACGAAGAUGAGAUAUUCGCCCUGGUAUCAAGUUUGAAAAAAGUUGCGAUUUUCUGGUCGUGCCACAAUCUUGGUCCAUGGAACCUAUGGGAUCCUCUCUUCAACGCUGUUCGAGAUGCCAAAGACGGAAACCGAUCAAUGCCACCUGAGGCUAUCAAAUAUUGCAUUUCAGCUUGUUAUUCCGCUAUUUUAUGGGAACUUCUACAACUCGAAAACGGUUCUGGACGAGGAACUUCUGCCGCGCAGCAACAAAAGCAGCUAAGAGAUCAUCUAGAUGCCUACAUCCCGUUGAUGACUGAGCUUGUAAUCACUUCAAACGUUGCUCUUUUUAGGGAAGAGGCAUAUAUAUCUGUAUGUGAUUUACUCAUUUCAUUUUGCAAGCAACUAGAAGACAAUCCUCUUCUAAGACCGCUUGUUUAUGAGCCUGAUCGUGGUCUUCAGCAAACUCUGAAUGAUUUUAUUCAAACCUAUGUUUUUGUUGAAGAAGAAGACGAAGAACAAGAUGAACAUACUAAAAUUGAAGAAUUGCACAAACGCCGUAGCUACUUGUCCAGUUUUUGCAAGUUGGUCGUUUAUAAUGUACUACCUAUCAAAACGGCAGCAGAGGUUUUUCGCCACUAUGUCAAAUACUAUAAUGACUACGGCGACAUAAUCAAAACAACACUCGGAAAAGCCAGAGAAAUCAACAAAGUAAGCUGUGCCAGAACUAUGGUCCUUAGUUUGUCCAUGCUGUUUCGCGAUCUUCAUCGGGAUGCUGGCAGCCGUAUCGAUCGUCAAUCGGAGGAGUUUAUGAGUGUCAAAGAAUUAGCGAAACGAUUCGCCCUCUCAUUCGGUCUCGAUGCGCUGAAAAACCGCGAAGCUAUCACUGCCCUGCACAGAGAUGCCAUUCUCUUUGCCACCAAUCCACUUGAAAAUCCAAAUGACCCAACUGGUCCUCCACCUAAUUUGGCGUUUCUUGAAAUCGGUGCCGAGUUCACAAACAAACUUUUGAAGCAAGAUAAGCGGAUGGUUCUCCAGUUUUUGGACAGAAUUCUUACGAUGGGCAUGCCUUCAUCCCGGGGUGAGGAGUGGCAGCCUCUCUUGCUGUAUCGCAACUCCUUGGUCCACGGUGAAACCGAUCUACCCCCACAGACUGCCAGACGCGCAUACGGAAGACGUCGCCGGGACGCAGGUGGAGACGAUGGCGAAAACGUCGAUGACAACGACGACGCUGGCUCAGAUCAGGAUUUUACUGGUUAUUAAUGUGAACAAUUGGAAAAACAACUCAGAUGUGUUGCUAGACUUCAUGCUGUAAACAAGGACACAAUUUCACUUAUUUUCUAUUCUCCACUUGAUCGGAUGUUCUUGUAAAAUCCGCUUCGUUUAAACGAUUAUUUUUCGUCUUCAUUAAACGUUUUCUCAUAAAUACAUAAACUUCUUUCUUUU
Molecule: messenger RNA, 3845 nt
Organism: Daphnia carinata
Lineage: Eukaryota; Metazoa; Arthropoda; Branchiopoda; Diplostraca; Daphniidae
Gene: SA1
Product: cohesin subunit SA-1-like
Exons: 17
Coding region: 159-3662 (1167 amino acids)
Biological process (GO): sister chromatid cohesion
Cellular component (GO): nucleus; cohesin complex; chromatin
Molecular function (GO): chromatin binding
Source: RefSeq, a predicted model, not a curated record